UUUGUGGACUACGUAAUUUACGUAUUUUAUUGCCUUCCACUCCGUUAAAAGGCCGGAAAUUCUCUCCUCGCCGGAGAUUCUCAUUCAUUCGCCAGACACCCGACUUCGCCUCUGACGACUCCGACAGGAACUCGUCGAGCUCGCUCACUUGAGCCUUUUUUCAGCAACAGAGCCUUCUUAUAUCGAGUAAAACUAUUGCGUAAACAAGUUUGGCAUGGGAGUUGUGACCGUCUCCAGCUCGGCUUCUGGAACACUGGUGGGAUUUAAUUCAAAAUUCUCAACUAGCAAAUCUGUAGUAAAGAGACCUUUGAUUGUAGCAUUCAGAGGAGAAAAGAACAAUAGUACAGCUUUGCUGACCCACCAGGACCAGACUCAUUCUCCAGUAGAAACGUCCAAGAAGCAAAAGAAAAAGGUAGGAAACGGGAGCAAGUCCUCUAGGAAGGCUGUCUUAACAGAUGAAGUUUCUCCGUGCACAUUGGAAUUGGAUUAUUAUGAUGCUGCUGCCAAACUUGAGGAUAUAUACAAGCUUACUUCAACCCCUAAUACAUCUGACGCUGAAGAAGUAACUGGUGAGAAGAAGAGAGGCCGACAGAGGAGAAAGAAGACCGCUGAAGGUGAUGAGGAAGAAAACGAUGAGGUUGGUCAAACUGUGGUCCGAAACAGGACAAAGAAAGCGAAACGACUGAGUCUCGAUAGAAGGAUCGCACUGAAAAAUAACAAGGACGAGAAACCCGUUGCUUCAGAGCAAAAGAAGAAGGAUGUCAAGAGUGAAGAUGAGAAGAUUGAAAGGCUGGUUCGGGACUACUCUGCUUCAACUGAUUUGGUCAGCUUGGACUGGAAGAAAAUGAAGAUACCUCCUGUUCUCCCUUCCACGGAACACGCUUGGCUGUUCAAAUUGAUGCAGCCGAUGAAGGCUCUCUUUGAGGUGAGGGAGAACUUGAGAGCUGGACUGGGUAGACAACCAGCCGACGCUGAAUUAGCAGAUGCCACAAAAAUGACUGUGGCUCAAGUGCGGAAACACCUGGAGGUUGGUCGUGCAGCUAGAAACAAACUCAUCAAGCAUAAUCUUCGGCUAGUCUUGUUCGUCAUCAACAAGUAUUUUCAAGACUUCGCAAAUGGAUCGAGAUUUCAAGAUCUUUGCCAAGCGGGAGUGAAGGGGCUUAUUGCAGCAAUAGAUCGCUUCGAACCGAAUAGGAAAUUGCGGCUCUCCACUUAUAGCCUGUUUUGGAUCAGGCAUGCCAUCAUCCGUUCCAUGACUGUCUCCAGCUUUACUCGUGUCUCAUUUGGCCUAGAAUCGGUCAGAGUUGAGAUUCAAAGAGCGAAACUCGAGCUGCUAUUUGAAUUAAAUAGAAUGCCUACAGAGGAUGAGAUAAUCGAGAGAGUUGGAAUGUCACCAGAGAGAUACCAUGAAGUCAUGAGGGCUUCGAAGCCAGUCUACUCUCUCCAUUCAAGGCAUGCUGUCACCCAGGAAGAAUUCAUUAGUGCCAUUACUGAUGUUGAUGGUGUCGGAGGAGACAACAGGAGGCAACCUGCUCUUCUCAGACUUGCUCUCGACGAUGUGCUCGACUCCCUGAAGCCCAAAGAGAGUCUAGUCAUCAGGCAAAGAUACGGGCUCGAUGGGAAAGGAGACAGGACACUGGGAGAGAUUGCUGGGAACUUGAACAUAUCUCGGGAGAUGGUUCGAAAGCACGAAGUGAAGGCUCUCAUGAAGCUCAAGCAUCCAGCUCGAGUUGACUAUUUACGCCGGUAUAUAGUGUGAGAAAUCCAUCAUCUAUCACAGUACAUAUUAUUCCUCAUUCAAUGUCUUGCAACUUCCCAUCAUCAUCCCGCCAUUUUACGAAACCAUUGCUGUAUAUUCCAAUAGCAGUCCCAUACCUUAUCGAUCGGUAUUUAAAUAUGUGUAUAACAUUGCAGAGCUGCGGAGAAUACGUAACACCAUAUAUUUUCUGUCUGUUGUGACGAAUGUUGAAGGUUCUAUAUGUACAUCGAUCCCUGAUACGAAUAUAAAGCAAAGCUAAAAUCGAGUGAAAUUUUAUAUUGUCAAACAGAUGUUCUUCUGUAUAAAGAAACUCAGUUGUCCCUGAGAUAUUUUGACCGAAAACAUAUAUAUAGAACUCGUUACUUUCA
Punica granatum (pomegranate) is the source of this 2127-nucleotide messenger RNA. Lineage: Eukaryota; Viridiplantae; Streptophyta; Magnoliopsida; Myrtales; Lythraceae. The record is from RefSeq and is a predicted model, not a curated record.